AUGGAGCUCUCCCUGAUAAAGCAGCGGUUACAGCUGCUGCAGGAAGAAGUCUUUUCGAUAACGCCUGACUUGGAGAGACGAAAUCAGAAACUGGAAGACAUGUUGCAGCAACAACAAAUGGGGCAUCAUCGAGUCUCGGAAGUAUUGGCAGCAGGGCCGCUGCCAGCAGUGGACAAGGGUCUCAACGUGCCAUCUGUGAUAGAGGCAGAAGUUCAGGACGUGCGACGGCGACUGGAGGAGUUCCUCUCCUGCUGGCCAGGAUCUUUGCAGGCGGAGCACAUUCACUUGGACGAGGUUCGGCACGGCAUCGAAGCGCGGGUUUUGCUGGUGCAAGACCAGAUUCACAACCUUAAGCUUUUGCUUUCUCGAGAAUCUGAAGAGGCAGUGAAGUGGCGAGAAACCACGCAACAGCUUGCCGACAAGAUUCAGGAUUUGGAUCACACACUGUCGACAGGACAGGUUUGCCUUGAACCUUUUGCACCGGCAAAUCCUUCAAGUGACGCCAAGACAGGUCAAGAGGAUGCCAUCGAGAUGUCGCGGCUCGAGGAUCGGCUGAAACGAGCUGAAGUGCUGCAAAGUGAGCUGCAGUCCAUGUCGCAGGCACAAUCUGAGAGCAUCAAGGAGGCCUUUGACCAGCUUGCAUCGGCUCCAUGGUGCAGGGCCAUCUCCAAUCUGGAGUGUGAGUUAAAGGCACUGCUGGCGGGGCAAGUGGAGGAUUCUGCAGCGGCGAUACGAUCCGUGGCACAGAUGAUUGAGGCUGGUGCACGGACGGAGCCCGUGGAGCCCGUGGAGCCCAUGGAGCCCGUGGAGCCCCGCUAUGCUCAGAUGCAGUCGCAGCAGGCACAUGGUGCGGAUCAAGUCCAGCAAAGCCAAGCAGUCCAGCAGUCAGCUGGCAAGCUCACUGUUUCAGGCUGCCAAAACGAGACUGUUGCUGGAAUCGUCCGUGGGGAGUACCUAGCGACGUCCGAAAAUCACGGUCGCCCAGUCUUCCGUCGAACAGAACAGUCCAACAACAUGGACGUUCUCAUUUAUUUCUGGGACGAUAGAGACGGCGCGAGUUUCUCUGGAUGGUGGUUCGGUCCGGCCGUGGGGGGAGACCAGGUGUGGGCGUAUAGCCCUGACAAGUCUAUGGUGCCACCAUCAUCUCAGUGGAGGGUUCCGUAUGAUGGCCCUGUUGAUCCCAGCUUCAGUGUACAAGUCGUUGGCGGCCAGGAGCAGCAAGCGUCGUACCAACAGCAGCUGGCCCAGCAGCAGAAUCAGCAGUACCAGCAGCAAGCAGUGCAGCAAGGCUAUGCUCAUCAGGGAUGCGGGCAGGAGCAGCAAGCGUCGUACCAACAGCAGCUGGCCCAGCAGCAGAAUCAGCAGUACCAGCAGCAAGCAGUGCAGCAAGGCUAUGCUCAUCAGGGAUGCGGGCAGGCUGGCUAUCAGCAGCUGGGCCAGAACGAAUGGCAAGAUGCACAGCGCCGACAGCAAGAGGAGCAGAAUGCUGUUCAGAUGGUGCGCCAGGCCAUUCACAGAGUCCGCACAACGCCUCCCGAAGCCUUAGAUCAAUGUUGCGCAGAGAUGCAAGACGUGUUCAACAAGAUCGGCAAUCAGUGCGGCAACAUGUGGCAGCGGUUGCAGCAAGAAGUCUACCAGGCCACGCAAAUGGCUGCCGAGCGCAAGGAGAUGUAUCGUCAGCAGCGGGAGGAGGAGGAGAAACGCAUGAAGGAACGCGAAGCCAUCGCUGCUCAACUCCUGCAGGAGCUGUCCCAGUUGGUCGUUGCCGCCGAGGGCAGCGUCUCAGAGCUCAAGGAGAAAGCGCAGCCCAUAUUGGACACCAACUUGGACCUGUCAGAGCUCGACAAGUCCAGUGCUGGGUUUGAUGAGGUCAAAGGCAAAGCAAAAGCCAGCUGCAAAGCUUGCACGGAUUUCCUCUUGAGUAAGAGGUAUGCCAUGGAAGAGGCCAGAUCUGUGGUAUCGGAAACUCGGGAGCAGCUAGUGCAGUUACAGCGAAAACUCCACGGUGCCUUCGUGAACAUGGCCAAAUGCGUGAAUGGUCUCGAGGCUAAAAUUGACGGAGCCCACCGAAAAGAAAAGGCACUGAAGUUCAUGGAGAGAAGAGAGGAACUUUUUCGAAAGUAUGAUGCUGACAGUGACGGCGCGCUAAAUGCACAGGAGAUCGCUGCCUAUGCUCAGGGAGAAUACUCAUUCCAAGUUCCGGCAGAAGUCGUCGAAAGGCUUGUCAGCAUACAUGGAGAUGGAAAAGGAGGUUCUCUUGGCCUGCUUCAGACCAAGGAAGAUGACGGUUGCAGCUGUGAAGAGGAGGCGAGUAGAGGCGGCCUUGACAAUGAGUGGCCUGCAGCCAUCCUCUGCACGAGAUCUGUGCUGAUGCUGCCCUUUUGUGCAUCGCAGAAGAUCGUGAACACUCAAUUGGCAAUGGGAGGCUUGAUCACAGCUCCGCUUUCUGGAGCUGGCACUUGUCUUGGUGGCUGCUUUGGCAGCUGCUUGGCGACCGGCUGUUGCAAGUUGGCGGGCAGUGGCACCGUCAACUCUGUCAGAGCUUCGAGGUUUGUGUUGAUUUGGCUGCAGAUCUUCACUGCAGCUUUGGCCUUUCUUCUUUCUGAGACGGCUGAGAGAUGGCUGCCGUGGACUUGCACGAAGCUUGACCUGGUCGGUCUAGGCGACCUCGGCGUGUGUGAAUGCCGGACUGCCGAGGGGCAGUGUUGGUCAGACCAGUUGAUUUACAGGACCGAGGCUUCCGGGACAGCGGUCUUCCUUGCUCUACUUCUCAUGUCCCUCAGUGGAUGCGCCGAGGGAGCGGCUAGGGCCUACUCAGUCGCCAAGUUCAUGGCGGUGGUUUGUCUCGUUUUCAUCACGCUCUUUCUGCCGAAUCAGGUUUGGGUCGGUUUCGGAAGCAUUGCCACGGCAUUGUCUGCCAUCUUCUUGGUAGCGCAGUCCAUUCUGUUGAUCGAUUUCGGCUACACUUGGAAUGAAACUUGGUAUGCCAAUGCCCUCGAGGCAAGGCGGCGAGAGAUUGGCACCAAGGGGUACAGGCUUUGGGUUGGGGCCAUGUUGCUUUCGUCUGCAGCUUUGGUCCUAGGUGCCAUCAUCGUUGCAAUUUACCUGUUCUGUGUGUUCAAGGAUGCUAGCAGCAGAGCUGUGAACGCAUCCGCUAUGAUCUUGUCUGCAGCCCUGGCCUUUGUCAGCAUUACGGACUGGUGUGAGCAUGGUGCCCUUCUCACAUCGGCCGUCAUCAUGGCGUACACGGUCUGGCUUAUCUGCGAGUCUCUUGCUGUUCUGCCAAGUGGCUCUCCCCUGCAAUUGCCGUCUUGGGCUGGCCUUGUCCUCUGCGCCUUCUCAUUGCUUUCCACAACUGCUGGUGUGGGUGGCUGGGGAUCAAGCCCGGAGGAAGCUGCAGCUCCACCGGCAGACGGCCGUCCUCGUAGCUUGAUUGAAGCGGAGGCUGCUAGUGAGGCCGCGCCAGCGGAGGCUGAGGGCGCGACCAUGACUGCGUCAGAGGCACGGGUCUUUGGUGCUGAUUGUGCUGUUCAUGCAGCUGCUGCGCUCUACGUAGCAUCCUCUUUGGCACCGAGGACAAGUGGAACCACGUAUGCCUUGCGGGUGACUGCGAUCUUCCUGUCCUUGGGUUUGUACGGCUGGUCCUUGGUCGCUCCAAAAGUUUUGACCGGCAGGAGAUUCAACUGA
Molecule: messenger RNA, 3687 nt
Organism: Symbiodinium natans
Lineage: Eukaryota; Dinophyceae; Suessiales; Symbiodiniaceae
Source: the annotation of a GenBank genome assembly